This is a messenger RNA of Colletotrichum acutatum, 1359 nucleotides long. Its product is annotated as glutathione S-transferase. Gene Ontology annotation, cellular component: cytoplasm. The coding region runs from base 209 to 1240 and encodes 343 amino acids. Gene Ontology annotation, molecular function: glutathione transferase activity. The record is from RefSeq and is a predicted model, not a curated record. Lineage: Eukaryota; Fungi; Ascomycota; Sordariomycetes; Glomerellales; Glomerellaceae. The transcript has 3 exons.
GUGAUUCCUCACAAAGCAACCCAUGCACUAAUAACAGACCCCUCAUCACACCACAUAAUAAAUCACUGUAGUUGUAAUCCCACCGGCUCAAGUUGUAUCAAUCCGUCAAGAUAUUUGAGAUCUGGCAUCGCUCAUUUAUCGACUAACGAAGAUUCGACCUGCUUUACACCACAAUAUUAGCUAGCAACUUAUUCAACAGACAGUCAAUAUGAGUGAAGAGAAAGACCCAAUCCGGUACCAGCCCGGAAAAGGCGGAGGUUUCGAGCGCACCGAGGCUCAAUUUCGCAACUUCAUCACGAAAGACGCCAACUCAAAGUUCCCAGCUGAGAAAGGUCGCUAUGCUCUCUACGUCAGCCCUGGUUGCCCCUGGUGCCACCGUGUGAUGAUCGUCCGCGCCCUCAAACGCCUCGAAGACGUUGUAGACCUCUACAUUGCCGACAUGGGCAUGGGAAAAGAAGGCUGGCACUUUACAGACAGCCCCGAGGCAGCCAAAUUCGGCGUCCUCCCACGCGACCCCGUCUACGGCUUCAUGACAAUCAAGGAGCUCUACCUCAAAGCGAGUCCCGGCUACGACGGCCGCGUCACGGUGCCUGUCCUCUGGGAUAAGAAGGCGCAUACGCUCGUCAGCAACGAGUCGAGCGAGAUCAUCCGCAUGCUCUACACUGAGUUCGAUCACCUCCUUCCUGAGGCGGAUCGCGAGGCGAGUCGACCCGGCGGGGGCCUGUACCCUGCGGCGAAGCGUAAGGAGAUUGAUGGGAUUAAUGAGUGGGUGUAUCACACAGUCAACAAUGGCGUUUACAAAAGCGGGUUUGCGUUCACGCAGUCCGCUUACGAGGAGAACGUCGACGCCUUGUUCAAAUCGCUAGAUCGUUUAGAGGAUAUUCUCAAGGACAGGCCUUUCCUAACCGGCGAUCACAUCACUGAGGCUGAUGUCCGUUUAUUCCCGACGAUUGCUCGGUUCGACGUUGCCUAUGUUCCGAUCUUCAUGUGUAAUCUGGGCACGAUCCGGAACGAUUACCCAAAUCUGCACCUUUGGUUCAGGAGGUUGUACUGGGACCAGAGCGAGAGGACACACGGCGCGUUCUUCAAUACGACGGACACGUGGGUAUCGAGGUUCAAGGAGGGGUAUGGUGGUGCGAGGACGAGGGUCUUGGGAAUUACUGGGCCGCUUAUCAUUCCCAAGGGACCUCGUGUUCUGGUUCACGGGCUCAAGGAGGGGGAGAAGCUUGAGGCAUUGUAGUUUUCUCACUUGCAGGGACUGAACUUUACAAAAGUUUGAGACCAUAGAUAGAGUAGCUAGGAAAACUACCAUGGUAAUUUUCCUUAUUGCACUGCCGAUGGAAUCUACUACUGCUAAGC